Messenger RNA from Liolophura sinensis, 594 nucleotides. RefSeq lists its product as uncharacterized. Gene Ontology annotation, molecular function: GTPase activity; GTP binding. The record is from RefSeq and is a predicted model, not a curated record. Bases 1 to 594 code for a protein of 197 amino acids. NCBI's taxonomy places the organism in Eukaryota, Metazoa, Mollusca, Polyplacophora, Chitonida, Chitonidae. The transcript has 4 exons.
AUGGGUAAAGUGAUUUCCCGUUUACAAGACAUCUUUGGAGAAUUCAAUCUCACUCCUGCCAGAAUUCUUAUGGUUGGACUGGACUCUGCUGGAAAGACAACUAUAUUAUACAAAAUCAAGCUUGAUGAGGAUGACGUCCAGACGUUGCCUACAGUAGGGUUUAACGUGGAGACAGUGACGGUGUGCAAAAACGUCACGUUUACCGUUUGGGACGUCGGCGGCCAGGAGAAACUGAGGCGACUUUGGAGCAUGUACUUCAAAGGAUCACAUGGUAUCCUGUUCGUGGUAGACAGCUCGGACAAGGAACGUAUGCCGGCCGCGCGACAGGAGCUCAAGCGCAUGUGCAACUCUGAGGAAUUGAAGGGUAUUCCCCUGCUUGUGAUCGCCAAUAAACAAGACGUGAAAGGCGCCAUGAACACAUCUCAGAUCGCUGAUUGGUUGAGCUUGGGGAAAAUCAAGGACAGAUACUGGUGUGUCCAGGCCACGUGCGCGACUCGGGGCGAAGGUCUUCUGGAAGCUAUGACAACGAUGGCGACUUUGGUGAAGAAUUAUAAGAAAAACAGCAACAAGUGGAAGCGGUCGAAUUACAUUUGA